UGACAUCUGAUGACCAUUCCUCCCGAUUACAGUCAUGCAGUUCUCAUUUGUCUUCAACACACUCCUUUCCUUUAUCGCUAUUGCAGCAGCAUAUCCCACACCAUCAGGGAUGAAACUUUCUUCUUUGGCUAAGCGUGAGGGGCUUGGCUCUAACCUUAUUGGUGAUUUGGACACUAGGUUCCCUAACGAUGUUAGUCAACCUAGCGUGCCUAGCGGCCCUCCAAAUAGCAACAUUGACUACUUGGACACUCGGGCCUCCAACGAUGUCAGUCAGCCCAGCAUGCCCAGCGGCCCUCCCAAUAGCGACAUUGACUACUUGAACACUCGGGCCCCCGACAAUAGUCACACCAGCAAUCCUUCCAACACUUCUUCCAACACUCCUUCCAGCACUUCUAGUAAUUCUAACGACACUAGUCACUCCAGUCACUCCAGCAAUUCUGCCAGUAGCGACGCUGAGUACUUGAGCGUCCGGGUCCCUGGCGACGACACUAGUCACCCCAGCGACACUUCCAACACUUCUAACCCUGCCAACACUGCCAAUGGCAAUGGCGAUGAGAGCGAUGGCGACGAGGAUGUUAAAAUGUGAAUCGUGGGGAGUAACCGGACGAAGAGGGUUGGUGACUCCAGGGCUGAAAGAUGAUAAAACGUGAUCAGCAUCACGAUCCAUCCGUGCUAUAUAUCUAUUUUAUAUCCACAAUCAUUCUUGAUACCCCCGCCCACGUCAUUCUACCUCUCAACCUGUUCCAAUAAACUUCCAAGUACGAUAUUGUUUCCCCUCAGUCUUGUGAACCAAGACUGAGGUCAGCAUACUAAGUACUUACUGCCACAUCCGGUGCAUAUAUUUACCUGACAAUACAGGGUCCUCUCUUUUUAUGUUUAUAUCAUAGCUGUAGUAGUUUAGAGACGAUGUGCAUUGCUCUAUGUAUUGGCUGCAUGCCUCUGUUUUUAUGAUGCCGAUAUGAUGAGCGUCACGAAC
Molecule: messenger RNA, 976 nt
Organism: Suillus plorans
Lineage: Eukaryota; Fungi; Basidiomycota; Agaricomycetes; Boletales; Suillaceae
Exons: 2
Coding region: 35-586 (183 amino acids)
Source: RefSeq, a predicted model, not a curated record